GUCACGCUCUUGCAGAACUCGCCUAUCGCGGUGGCGAGGCUGAGCUGCUGGGUCUACCGCCCGGGAGCGCGCUCUCCACUGCCCUGGUGACAGGCACGGAAGUCACGUGACUGGCUGGAACCGGCUGACGGGAGAGGGCGGAGCAGGCUGCGCUGUACCGGAGGCAAACUCCACCACGUCCCCAGUGUACGGAGCGGCCGGCGCCCUGAUCCGCGUCUGCAGAGGAGGCCGGGCCCGGGAUGGCGCAGUGCCUGCUCUCCGUCCAUGAGUUCCUCCAGGACUCGUUCAUCCCGCAGGUGGCGGCCCUGUGCAGCGAUGAGGCCGAGAGACUCGCCCGGAAAAACCAGUUGUCCUUCUGCGAGCUGGUCCGGCCCUUCUGCCGCCUCAGCAGUGAGGUGCACAUGCGGGAUCCCAACAACCAACUCCAUGUGAUAAAAAACCUGAAGAUCGCCGUUAACAGCAUUAAUACUCAGCCACCUCUACAAGCAGCAAUCCGUAAGCUCCUGAACGAUGUUGUCGCCUCCAAUCAACCUGCUGAAGGGUUAGUCCCCAAUGUGAUCACUGCCGGGGAUUACGACCUGAACAUCAGUGAUCGCUCUAUUAAAGCUAGUGUCCCUUGGUACAAUAAAUGGAAAGAAACAUUGACGGAACUGAACGAGUCCAAGUUUUAUUCAGCCACGACCCCUUGGUUUGAGUCGUACCGGGAGAGUUUUUUCCAGUGUAUGCCAGCCUCAGAUCAUGAGUUCUUAAACCACUUCUUGGCAUGCAUGCUGGUUGUUUCUUCACAUGAACCCGAACCUGUGGAACAGUUUUUAAAGUUGUCACAAGAGCAACAUCGAAUUCAACACAGCAAUGACUAUGCCUAUCCCAAAUGGUUUACACCAAACACUUUAAAGUAUUAUGUGCUACUUCAUGAUGUCAGUGGUGGGGAGGAAAAAAGGGCUGAUUCAAUUUAUGAAGAAAUGAUACAGCGCUAUGGGACUCAGGGAUGCUACUUACUCAAAAUAAAUUCUAGAACAUCCAGUAAAGGGGCUGAUGAACAGAUCCCUGAUCCCUGGAGUCAGUACAUUCAAAAAAACAUCAUUCACUGUCAGGAUUCUUAUGAAGAUGGUUAUAAUCCUGCUGUACAAACUAGAAGUUCUGACCAUAUUGUACCUGUUGAUGGGCUGGAAAAUUAUGACAAAGAGGCUUUGUCAAACAGUUUCAAGACACACCCACUUGACCAGCUUACUGAUGCUGGUGGUAGUUUUGAUGGACUCGAUAAUGGAAGACCACCAGGUACCAUAACUGAAACAAAGAAAGCAACAAUGGGAGCGCUCCAUGGCAGUUGUUUGGCGCUUACUGACCAUGAUCGCAUUAGGCAAUUUGUGCAAGAAUUCACCUUCCGAGGACUUAUACCACAUGUAGAAAAGACAAUAAGACAGCUGAAUGAUCAGUUAAUAUCCAGAAAGGGGCUGAGUCGGUCAUUGCUUUCUGCGACAAAAAAGUGGUUUACUGGUGGUAAAGUACCAGAGAAAAGCGUUAAUGAGUUAAAGAAUACCUCAGGAUUAUUGUAUCCACCAGAGGCACCAGAGCUUCAGAUUAGGAAAAUGGCUGAUCUGUGUUUUUUGGUGCAGCAUUAUGAUUUGGCAUACAGUUGUUAUCACACUGCAAAAAAGGACUUUCUCAAUGACCAAGCAAUGCUUUAUGCUGCAGGGGCACUGGAAAUGGCUGCGGUAUCUGCUUUUCUGCAACCUGGUGCUCCCAGGCCGUAUCCAGCCCACUACAUGGACACUGCUAUACAGACAUACAGGGAUAUAUGCAAGAAUAUGGUUCUGGCAGAAAGGUGUGUCCUCUUGAGUGCUGAAAUAUUAAAAAGUCAGGGUAAAUAUUCAGAAUCUGCUGGCCUUUUGAUCCGUCUUACAAGCGAGGAUUCAGAUCUCCGGAGUGCACUUCUUCUUGAGCAAGCUGCCCACUGCUUUAUCAACAUGAAGAGUCCUAUGGUGCGGAAGUUUGCUUUCCACAUGAUACUGGCAGGCCAUCGUUUUAGUAAAGCAGGUCAGAAAAAACAUGCCCUAAGAUGUUAUUGCCAGGCAAUGCAAGUGUACAAAGGAAAAGGCUGGUCACUAGCAGAAGACCACAUUAACUUUACUAUUGGCCGUCAGUCUGUUACUUUGCGGCAGCUGGACAAUGCUGUAUCGGCUUUCAGGCAUAUAUUGAUCAAUGACAGCAAACAACCAGCGUCACAACAAGGAACAUUUCUCCGAGAGUAUCUCUAUGUUUAUAAGAAUGUGUGUCAGCAGUCUCCAGAUAGUCCCAUUCCUCAGCUACCGUUACCAUAUAUCAAUAGUUCCGAGACCCGCGUCUUUUUUGGUCAUGAUAGACGGCCAGCUGAAGGUGAGAAACAAGCAGCGACCCAUGUCAGUCUUGACCAAGAGUAUGAUGGCGACUCUUCUCAACAGUGGCGGGAGCUUGAAGAGCAAGUGGUAGCAGUAGUUAAUAGAGGCAUCCUUCCCGUUACCUUUCAGCCAACUCAGUAUUGUUUAAGCAAAAAUUCAGAUAAUUCCAAAUUUCCUCUUGCUGUUGUACAAGAACCAAUAACCGUAGAGGUGUCCUUUAAAAACCCACUGAAGGUCCCACUCUUAUUGACAGACGUAUCCCUCCUGUGGAAAUUUCAGCCCAAAGAUUUUAAUCAAAAUCAAGAUGAAGAACUAAAGGAACCAAUCAGCAAUGAAAAGGAUCUACUAUCAAAGGGGAAAAGUUUUAGUGAUGUAAUAGGCACAGAAGAGAUCAGCGAGUUUUUAAUCAACAAUGAGGAAACAAAAAUUGCAAGGUUAAAGCUACUUCCGCAGCAAACUGGGGAGUUGCACAUUCUUGGUAUAGUCUAUAAUCUGAGCACAAUUCAGAGUGCUAACAACCUUGAUGGCGUCACCCCACCCAAUAAUGUACCAACAGGGAAAUUCAUAUCUAAUGGAAUGUCUGUCAGAGGACGGCAGGAUCUGGAGAUUCAAGGCCCUCGACUUAAUGGUACAAAAGAGGAAAAAACAUCUAUUCAGUAUGGACCUGACCGCCGGUUAGACCCAAUCAUCGCCCCACAAAUGCCUUUGCUAGAGGUGUUCUUCAUAAACUUUCCCACUGGACUGUUAUGUGGAGAAAUCCGAAAAGCUCAUGUUGAAUUUGUGAAUGUUAGCAAAAGCCCACUGAGAGGACUCAAAGUGGUGUCCAAGAGACCGGAAUUCUUUACAUUUGGCAGCAAUACAGCAGCACUGACACCACUAAGUCCUGCAGCAUCAAUGAACUGCAGCGCCUAUAAAACGGUUGUUACGGAUUCUACCUCUGGGUGCUCUGUGUUGACUUCAUCUGUUACUCCAGUAGACUUUGGUUUUGGUGGUGGAAGCCAGCCGGAGGUUGUAGAUAUUCCACUUACAGACUCUGUGUUAGCUCCAGGUGCAUCAGUGCAGCUUCCACUUUGGCUACGAGGACCUGAUGAAGAAGGAGUCCAUGAGAUAAACUUUUUGUUCUACUAUGAAAGCACAGAAAAGCAGUCAAGGAUGCGCCACAGAGUGUUGAGACAUACUGCAGUUAUAUGUACCAGCAAGUCCUUGAAUGUCCGGGCCACUGUCUCCAGAAGCAACGCACUAGAAGAUGAGGAGAGCAAAGGAGGAAACAUGCUUGUAUUUGUGGAUGUAGAAAACAUGAACACUAGUGAAGCAGGUGUUAAAGAAUUCCAUAUAGUACAAGUUUCCAGCAGUAGUAGAAAUUGGAAGCUGCAGAAGUCUGUCAAUCCCACGGCUGAUAAAGACACUAAACUGACCAGCAGAGAGAGAGCCAAAAUGUGCUUCAAAGUGAUUCGGUGCAAGCAAUCCUCCUUAGGUGCUGAACAGUCAUGGGACAAAUACACUUUUGGCGACAUUGUUUUUGGAGGUGAACAGAUAAUAAGUUCGACCACUCCCUGUGCAGAUUUUUUUUUCCGAAGUUGCUUAUCGCAGUUUAAGAAAAAACAACUUCAUACAAGUGGAUCAGCAAAAUCCUCACCCGAUGUGGCAGUACGGUUGAUACAGAAGUGCAGUGAAGUAAAUCUUAAUAUAAUUGUGUUGUGGAAGGCAUAUGUGGUAGAAGAUAACAAACAGCUCAUUUUAGAAGGCCAGCAUCACGUGACGCUGCACACAAUUGGAACAGAAGCAUUUUCUUUUCCACAAAAGCAGGAGCAGCCAGAAAUGGUUCUUCUUAAAUUUAGUAGACCAGAACAAAUGACUGUACCUGUUAGACCAUCAUCAGAACAGCUCUCCAAUCUGAUAAAGACAAGCCUUCACUACCCCGAAUCAUUUAAUCACCCAUUCCAUCAGAAAAGUCUAUGUAUAGUUCCGGUUACUCUUGUGCUCUCCAAUAGUUCUCAGGCAGAUGUUGAAGUAAUAAUCGAUCUAAGACAUAAGACAACAGGUCCUGAAGCUUUAGAAAUCCAUGGCUCUUUUACUUGGCUGGGGCAGACUCAGUACAAACUCCAGCUGAAAAGCCACGAAGUAUUUAGCCUGAAACUGAACGCUUGUUUUGUCCACACGGGAAUCUAUAAUCUUGGGACUCCACGAGUGUUUGCUAAACUGGCUGACCAAGUCACGCUAUUCGAGACCAGUCAGCAGAGCGCCAUGCCAGCACUGAUAGUCAUCAGUAACAUGUGACUGCUUCACUCCCAUCCCAUGAGCAAUGGAUGAAAGAAAUUGUCUUACCAGAUGUCUGGAGUGUUUAACACCUUCCUAUUCUUAUGACGCUCUGAGAGAUUCCAGUAGGAAACAUUUAGACUGUUCGACUAUUAAUAUUCCCUUAUGCAAGACAUUUGGAACUGACUGAUUCACCUACCUGCUCUGUAAAUAAAAUUCAGUUAAUUUUACCAAGAAAUAAAAAAAAAAAUAUUUUCUCAUAGUCAAUCGAAAUGUUCCUGUUUUGGGUUAAACGUGUUUCCGAAGAAUCCCUCCUGUCUAGAAGCCCAUUCAUGUAAGGUGUUGCUGUCAUUUGCACUUUUGGUCUUCAUGGCUGUUCUUUUUCCCAGAUGUAGUUAGAUUUGUUUUAGGGGUGUUUCAUUAUUUUUAAGACACGUGUGUAGACUAAAAGCAAAAUGAUAAUGUUUAUUUUGCUUCCUAUUUGUAACAACUUGACUCAUCUCAGUAAAGAAUGCACUAUUUUACACAACCAUAACAUCGUCAAAGUCAUGAUUCACUUUAUUGUGUAACUUUACCAAUUAAAAAUUGCCUCAGUAUGAUAAAAGUAUGCUUUUCAAUAGAGGAUGAUGUAUUAUAUUUAUAACAAAUGUAUUGUACAUAGAAUAAAACAUAUGCCAUAUUUGCUGUUUUAAAGACUUUCCUUGCAUAUAAUAGGCUGUACGAAAGGCCAUAAUAUAUACGACUUGUUGCUUAAUUAACAGUAUAAGAUAAUGUACAUAAUACAUUAAAAGUUUUAACAAUUACAUGA
Molecule: messenger RNA, 5442 nt
Organism: Hyla sarda
Lineage: Eukaryota; Metazoa; Chordata; Amphibia; Anura; Hylidae
Gene: TRAPPC8
Product: trafficking protein particle complex subunit 8
Exons: 30
Coding region: 240-4655 (1471 amino acids)
Biological process (GO): protein localization to phagophore assembly site; endoplasmic reticulum to Golgi vesicle-mediated transport
Cellular component (GO): cytoplasmic vesicle; TRAPPIII protein complex; phagophore assembly site
Molecular function (GO): protein binding
Source: RefSeq, a predicted model, not a curated record